Messenger RNA from Hermetia illucens (black soldier fly), 950 nucleotides. RefSeq lists its product as uncharacterized. The record is from RefSeq and is a predicted model, not a curated record. NCBI's taxonomy places the organism in Eukaryota, Metazoa, Arthropoda, Insecta, Diptera, Stratiomyidae. The transcript has 2 exons. The coding region runs from base 81 to 848 and encodes 255 amino acids.
CCCCGUAUCGGAGGUGGCAAUCAAUUGAAUAGUGGCAAUAAGCAUUUCAACAUACACCAACCAUCGAAGGCUUGAAAAAGAUGGAACUCAGAAUCUUUUGCGGACUGUUCUUUGGAGUCGCAGCGUUAAUAAGUGCGGUAGUGAAAUCGGAACACAUUUCAGUCGAAGAAAAUGCGGCUGCCUUGAGUGGAUACAACGCUAAAGGACUACGAAGCAUAGCGCAAGGAUCAGCUCAGCAAGCCCAUUCUGCAGUCGCUCAGCAGCAUGCCGCAGCUCAACAAGCAUCAUUUCUAGCCAAGAGCACGCUAGCUCAAACCGCCUUGCAAGCUGCAGCCACUGCUCAAGCAGCUUUGGCUGGGAAGCGGGUGCUUCUUCAUACUUUAGAAGAACAGACUUCCAUAGCUCACGAGGCGUUCAAAGGCGAAUUAAUCCAGUUGCGCUUGGCAAAACAAGCUGCAGCAACCGCAAACGCAGCUGCCGUAAAAAUUGCCAGUCACGUGUCCCUCCUGACGAGUGCUUUGAAUAGUGCCCAAGAAGCAUCUUUCAGAGCUCAAGAAACAUCGAGUCAUACUAUGUCCGAGCUGGCAUCUCAAGAAGCUAUGGUGGAAACGGCUAAGGCUAAGUAUCAAGCCGUUCAGGAGGAGCUGAGCCAUGUCCGGAUAGAUUUUGAAGCAACGAAGGCUGCCGCUGAAAAUGCGUCUGAGGCAGCAAUAGAGGCCCAAAAUAAUGCCGCAAAAGCAGGAGUACAAGCCUCCAUUGGUCUUCAUGAAGCUGCCGUGGCGGUUGAAAAGCCGGACAUUGAGGAGAAUAGUAAUCUAUUGGACGGAGGUCAUGAUUUGCAUCACUGACCACUCGAUUUGUUACAUUGUUGUUAUUAUUAUCAUUUAUUUAUGAAAAUUAAAUUAAUCCUCUACUUGUAUGUUAUAUGUAUGUUAAGAAAAUUGUUAGUU